GGAGACCGGGUUUGGCCGGUUUCGAGGUUACGCUAUCCUGUUCCUUGUCUUUCUCAUCUGCCUUCGGCACCCCUCAGCUUCGCCUUUGUGGACGAAUCCGUCUCCGCCUCCGCCUUCUGCACGCGUGGUUGUGGUCGACCUCUCGCCGGAGCAACAGGAAACUAAUCCCUUUUCCAGCACUAAACGAUUGAAGCAAUUUUUUUUUUCUUGUGAACUGCUCACUCUCUCUCUGUUAUGAGGGGAUUCGAAGCUUGAAAGUUAUGAGCUGAAGGUUGAGGACACGUAAGAGCGAAGGACGAUCAUACUACAAUUAACCCUUGCGGGGAAAAGCCCAGGCAAAAUAGGACGGAUGGCCGACAGUUACGGCCACAACGCAGGUUCACCCGAGAGCAGCCCGCAUUCUGAUAACGAGUCCGGCGGCCAUUACCGUGAUCAGGACGCUUCUGUACGGGAGCAAGACCGGUUUUUGCCCAUCGCAAAUGUGAGCCGAAUCAUGAAGAAAGCAUUGCCAUCUAAUGCGAAGAUAUCGAAAGACGCCAAAGAGACUGUGCAGGAGUGCGUAUCCGAGUUCAUCAGUUUCAUUACUGGUGAGGCGUCCGACAAGUGUCAGAGGGAAAAGAGGAAGACGAUCAACGGGGAUGACUUGCUGUGGGCCAUGAGUACUCUUGGUUUUGAAGAUUAUGUGGAACCUCUGAAGGUGUACCUACACAAGUAUCGUGAACUGGAGGGGGAGAAGGCCUCUAUGGCCAAGGGUGGUGAUCAGCAGGGAGGAAAAGAGAGCAACCAAGGAGGUAUGGGGUCGAUGGGCAUGGCAGGCGGAAUCAACGGCAUGAACGGAACGAUGAACGGGAACAUGCAUGGGCAUGGAAUUCCCGUAUCGAUGCAGAUGAUGCAACAGCCGUACGCGCAGCAGGCACCUCCGGGGAUGAUAUAUUCUCCUCAUCAAAUGAUGCCGCAAUACCAGAUGCCGAUGCAGUCUGGUGGAAACCAACCCCGCGGAGUGUAAGAGUUUUCACUGGCAGGAGGCUUUGGAAGUGGGGAUAUUGUCGACAGCGUGAUGGGGUGUUUUGGAGCAUGGGCAGGGCAUUAUGGUGCUGUUGAAACAGUGAUGGGUGGGUCAUGUGAAGUGUUGGCGACUGUUGAAUGAUGAAAACAUAGAAGUGAUGUCGUUGAAGCUCGGGGAGUUUCAAGUGAAAGGAGGAGCACUUUUUGUUUGGAAAGGAGCGUACCGGGUCUGGCAGUGUACAUUCUGAAUGAUAGUUAUCUGUGCUGAUUUUUCUUGGCCUUGGCAAUACGAGGGGGUUGAAUAUUUUGCUUUGAAUUCGUUGACAUUUCAACCUUUUCUAUGUGAAAAGGCUCUGUAGGAUGCAAGAUAAGGAAAGACAUGCAGAUUGAUAUGGAUUGAUUUGUAUCAUGUAUGUGGGAGUGUGUUUUUCUUAGAGCAUCUUAGGUUGUACUCUCGUGGGGAGGGUGUGUAAGUCGGCAGGAAUAGAGACUGUCCUUCGGUGGGGUGGGGAGGAUAGAUCUCGCUGGUGAGUAUCUUUUAUAUUGAGAGAUCAGCACCAUUGUGAUUAUAAUUGAGCUCUGUACAAGAUAUUGAACUGCUUCCAGUGUAGUUAUCAUUAUUUCUUGGUUUUUUAUGUUC
Molecule: messenger RNA, 1645 nt
Organism: Physcomitrium patens
Lineage: Eukaryota; Viridiplantae; Streptophyta; Bryopsida; Funariales; Funariaceae
Product: nuclear transcription factor Y subunit B-3
Biological process (GO): regulation of transcription by RNA polymerase II
Cellular component (GO): CCAAT-binding factor complex; nucleus
Molecular function (GO): RNA polymerase II cis-regulatory region sequence-specific DNA binding; DNA-binding transcription activator activity, RNA polymerase II-specific; protein heterodimerization activity
Source: RefSeq, a predicted model, not a curated record